AUGACGCGACGGGUGUGGCCAGUAGCGAUUGGUGGAUUUGGCGCUUAUGUGCUGCUGCAAACAGAGGCAUCAUGCAGUUUUAUCAAAAAGGCCUCCAUUUUAACACGCGAAUUUGUUACUUGCAUGGGCAACGAAACUGCUAAAGGUGGACUACUGAUGGCCAGAGCGGAGAGCGAAUACAAGUGUCAGGAUAUCGUAAUUCGGGAGGACAAGGCGCAUGGGCUCUUCCUCAUCCUCCACCUCCAUCCUCAUGCUUCGGCGAAGGACUGUGUUCAAGCGCUACGGAAGAUCCAGGCCCACGUUGAUCGAAUCUCACCGAAAGACAUUCGAGAUGAAGACAAUGAGUUGAUAGUCGGUUUGGCGUUCGGUCAGGAGUUUCUCGCAAAAAUCUAUCCUGAUGCAGACAAAAAUGGAGUUGAGCCUUUUCCCUUCAGUGAACGCAAGGGCAAAGUGGCGCAGAUGCCUUCAACCGGUGGUGAUAUUUUGGUGCACGCAGUGUGUGGAGAGCAAGGAAAGCUCUUCGAAUUAGCUCAGGCGGUGUUAGACGACAUGCCGAAAGGUGCGGUGCAAAGUACAGAGGAGACGUACGGGUUUACCUAUCGCGAUGGUCGCGAUUUGAGCGGAUUUGUCGAUGGCACAGCAAAUCCUGCCGACGAGACUGAUCGCAUUGAAGCUGCAGUUAGCGAGACAACGGGUGGAAGCUACGUCCUCACUCAGCGAUGGUUGCACGACAUGAAGAAGAUUGCCUCCGAAAAUGUGAAAACAAUGGAGGCUAAUGUCGGCCGUACAAAAACGGACAACAUUAGGAUAGAACCGAUUGCUCCCACCUCGCAUCUUGGUCGGGUCAAACGUGAUGCUGCGGACACAAGCGGCAUGACGGGACGAAUGGUGCGCCACUCACUACCAUACGGCAUCGCCUCAGGUGAAUGCGGUCUCUUCUUUGUAGCCUACACGAAGUCACCGCAAAUCUUCGACUGGGCACUGGAUCGCAUGGCAGGCCUGUCGCAUGAUCGUAUCGAGGACGGGUUGUUCCACUUCACUCGUCCCCUCACCGGUGCCUACUUCUACUCACCCAGUCGUGUGGAGUUGGAGACGAUUUUAAAGGGAGACACUCUUAUCUCCCUACCAGAGGUGGGAAUUGCUGGACAGUCUGGCGCUUAA
Echinococcus granulosus is the source of this 1161-nucleotide messenger RNA. RefSeq lists its product as hypothetical. The transcript is spliced from 8 exons. Lineage: Eukaryota; Metazoa; Platyhelminthes; Cestoda; Cyclophyllidea; Taeniidae. Gene Ontology annotation, cellular component: cytosol. Bases 1 to 1161 code for a protein of 386 amino acids. The record is from RefSeq and is a predicted model, not a curated record. Gene Ontology annotation, molecular function: peroxidase activity; heme binding.